Syngnathoides biaculeatus (alligator pipefish) is the source of this 2048-nucleotide messenger RNA. It is a transcript of the gene kxd1, whose product is annotated as KxDL motif containing 1. Bases 195 to 746 code for a protein of 183 amino acids. The transcript has 5 exons. NCBI's taxonomy places the organism in Eukaryota, Metazoa, Chordata, Actinopteri, Syngnathiformes, Syngnathidae. The record is from RefSeq and is a predicted model, not a curated record. Gene Ontology annotation, biological process: lysosome localization. Gene Ontology annotation, cellular component: BORC complex.
AUACCCUGCUCGUGACAAGGAAGUAGCUGAACCGGGAAGUACUUUGUUAUGAUUUAGCAGGUGGCUAGCUGGGCAACGGUCGAGCUGCAAGUACGGACAUUUAUUAAUGCAUAUCCAUCUUCCGAGCAUAAGCGUGAGGUUUUGCGCUAACAUUUGAUUGCUAUUUGGAACCGCUCGGCAUCUGACGCUUCACCAUGGUGGAGCCCACCGCCUCCGGCGUGUUCUGCAGCAGGAUGCUGAGCAUGGUCAACGCCGAGGACGUCAACGCCAUCAUCCAGGCUCAGAGACACAUGUUGGACCGCUUUGAGAAGACCAACGAGAUGCUGAUCAACUUCAACGGGCUCUCCAACGUGCGACUGCAGCAGAUGAACGAGCGCUUCUUGCUCCACACUCGCACUCUCAUCGAGAUGAAGAAAGAUUUAGACAGCGUCUUCCGACGGAUCAGGACACUAAAAGGAAAGAUUGGCAAGCAGUACCCAGAUGCUUUCAGUAACAUCCACGAGUCACACAUCCCGGAGGACGACGACGACGACUUGGACCCGGCGCCGCCGAGCGUCGCUACCGCCGCCGCCGCCGCCUCAGCACAGAGCUCGGACUGCUACGACUCCAGUCCCGACGUGGUCUCCCCCGCCCAAAGCAAAUCCUCCGAGGAGCUCUCGCAAGAACCGCCCGACACGCCCGGCUCCGACGUCCAUCGCACGGCCGGCCUGCAGGAUGAGGGCCCGGACUCGGUGCCUGCCGAAUAGCUCCGCCCCUCAUAUGUGGACAAGGCGUGGCACCCUCACCGAUGCACUUUUUUGACAUUUGCUGAACGAGGCAAACACAAAAUGGCAACAUUUGCAAGGAGUUGCUGUGGUCCACGUCUCACGCUCAGACGCUGACACAGGUCUUUACCCGACUUCAAACCCUGAUGUCACUCAUAGGCCACACCCCUUAAAGGCACACACAUGAAUAAGACCUAACCCUUGCAUUUUUCUCGCUUUGAUGUUGAAUUGAGGGAUGCUUUGUCAGCUAUCAGGCCAUAGCCUUCUCUAAUGCAAGUGAUUCUGCUGCCAUCUCAUGGCACAAAUAGGCAAUUACAAAAUUUUUCAUGUAACGCCACGAUUUACGGCAUCCCCGCAAAAAAGAUUUGAAUAGAUUUUAUACUUUAUUUAAGACGUUACAGAGUUUUUAUGGGGAGGGUCUGGCGGGAUGAUAAAUGGUUUUGGAUUUGAGAAGUCAAAAAUUUGGUCACAAUGAAUUAAAUUUGUGAGUCAAGUAGCAACUGUAGCGCAUUAACCACUUGGCUGUUGACAUAAUUUAAUAGAUGGCUGUAAAAAAACACUUAUGUCUUCAGCAUGUUUACCUAUGUCCGCUUUCCACCCAAAAGGGAUGUAAAAGGGCUGCUGCUGACUUUGGGGGACGCACCCUGGACCGGUCAUGAGUCAUUUGCAAGUCAUGAAUAUACAUAUAGACAAGCAAACAUUUACACUUAUAAUACAUUAAUUCACACCUAAAGAUGAUUCAAUCUUCAUUUAAAAAAAAAAAAAAAAAGUCCCCCAAAGGAAGAGCGGAGGUGAGAUUCAAACCCAGAACCUCAAGGCAGACAAGGGAAGGACACAUCCAACCUCUUCAUUUCUCUUGACUUGAACUUCAGAAGGGACCGUUCACAUAAAUCAAGAUUGAAUUGCCAAAAAUUAUGGAGUAUUAUCGUAAGCCGAGCAGGCUGUGAAGCUGUGUGUAAUUGUGUCUCCAUUAUAUGUUACACUUUGCAGUACAACGGCUACACACGGGAAUUGAUCCAUUAUUUUCAUUGAUCACAAUGAGCUUCAAUCUCCAAACUACAAUAAACUAAAUUUCUGCAUGUUGUAUACUCAUCAAAACCGUAGAAAUGCUAAACUAUUCAUUGUUUAUUGUUUUCAGAGUUACAACAUUGGUCUGAUUUACAGUGAUUGGUAAUCAUUGAGAAGGAUUUUAUGGACUUUAUUUACAGUAAACUAGAGGAGUAAGAUUUUUCUCACACUUUUUAACGGAUGAUGAACAUUAAUAUUAAAAAUAUUUGCAGUAUG